UUGGAAGCUUUCUGUACGUUCGCGAAAAUGGCAUUCAAUAUACAAACAUCUGGACCGAAAAUGAUUCUGCAUAAUAAAACAAUAGCAGAGAUGUUUAUAAAUCAAUUGAAUAACAAUCAAGGUCUUUUUGGUAUCGACUGUUCUACCGGUAAAGAGUACGGUUAUCCAAAAUUGAAAAAAGACGUUUUAGCAAUGGCUACUGUGUUUCAAAAACAUGAUCUUGGACACGGAGAUGUUAUAAUGAUUAUAGACUAUGGUUCGUACGAAGGGCAAGUAGUUAUGUUAGCUGGGAUUUUGGUCGGAACAACUAUAGCUGCAUUGGAUCACAGUUUAAGAAAAAGUGUCUUGGCAGCGCUUAUUAAUGAAUCCAAGCCGAGCGUAUUGUUUUGUAAUACUUUUAGUAUAAAUAUAAUAACAGACAUUUUAAAUACUAUCACGCAUCGACCGAUAUUGAAGAUUGCUACUAUGAUCCGUGAUGGAUUUACUGCUUAUUCGAAUAUUAUCGUUGUUACGGCGGACGAAACUUUGUUAGUCCGUCCAAUUAAAUCAAAAUGCCCAAUUGGUCCAUGUGCUAUUAUAUAUUCGAGUGGUACUACAGGAACUCCGAAAGGAAUAUAUUUGUCGGACGAUGCUAUGAAAUCAGCAUUGAUAUCGUUCAAGCAGUCAUUGAUGGAAGAACCUAUUGAAAACAGGUUUAUGAUUACUUCUCCUGUAUUUUGGUACACGGGAAUGUUAUUAAUGAUGCUCGGUAUUCAUUUUGGCAAACCAAGACUAUUUUUCUCGGCAAAGUCAACCGCUGAACAAGUACUUUGUUCAAUAGACAAAUUUAAACCAACAUUCCUGAUGACCGGUGUGGCCGCAGUCAAUGAAAUGAUGGCUUGUCAAAUGGCGAACGGUCACAAGUACAAUAUACACAGUUUAACGACAUGCGUGGUUGGCGGGUCUCCGAUGCGAGCUGAUUUACAAAAGACAGUUGUAAAUAAUUUACUGCAGGGAAGGAUACCGAUCAAACAAGGGUACGGUGCCUCUGAACAGGGCAUUAUAGCCGCUUGGUCUAUGGAUUCAGAUAUAAGUUCCGUCAGGGCUGGAUCUGUCGGGAGACCAGCAGCUGGUAUUAAAAUCAGAAUUGUCAGCUUGGAAACUGGCGAAUGUGUUGGCCCCAACACUGAAGGUGAAAUUCGUAUUAAAUCGGUUUCCAACAUGAUGGGCUACGUCAACGACAUGAAAAAAACGAUUUGUUCGUACGACGAGGACGGUUGGUUCAAGAGCGGAGACGUCGGGUAUUACACGGACGACUGUUGUUUGUUCAUCGUCGGUCGGAUUAAAGAGUUGAUGAUUUACAAGGACCAGAGGAUUGCGCCGACCGACAUAGAAACCGUUUUAUUGAGUCAUCCUGCCGUACUCGAUGCCGGAGUGACGGGAAAGUACAGUGUGGACGGAGAUUUGUUGAUAGGAGUUGUCAAAGUCAAACCGGGUCAAAACGUCGAACCCGACCGACUUUUAUCGUUUGUUAAUGACAGAGUGAAAGAUCACGAGAGACUGCGAGGUGGUAUAAUAUUCGUAGACGACGUGCCUAGAUCUCCAGCCGGUAAAUUGAAACGGGAAGAACUUUUUAAUAUUAUACAAUGAUUGCAUACAAUUUAUUAUAAUUAAUCAAAAUAAACGUGUGAUGCAAAAUAUUUUACACGGUACACAGAUGAUUUACAUAUAUUUAAUAAUUAAUAGACAAUAGUAAAAUACGAACUUUAUUAAGUGGGUGUACUAUAUACAGUGUACGUUCGGUAAGUCGAAGCUCACUGGGAAAAAUAAAUUCUACUUACUAAAUUGUCGAGUUAUCUAAAUCUUAAUGUGUUAUUGUUAUUUGAAGGAGAAUUUUAUUUGUUCGAAAUGUCAAGAAUUUAAAGUAGUCAAGGUUUGAGUUACCGAGAGUACACUGUAGGUAUACCAUUAUAUAUUUAUAUAGGUACUUGUAAUUUAAUAUUUUAUAAAAGUAAAACAUAUUUUACUACAAAUUAAAAAUGACUAUAAGCAGUACUUGAAAGCUGAAUUAUUGUAAAAAAAUUAAAAAAGGAAUGCAAAAGUCUAAAAGAAAUGUGCAUACUUGAAGAUUUAAAUAUAUUAUGAAUUAGGAUAUAAUUAGAAAUAAUACUCUAAAAUAUUAUGUUUGAAAACUAAGAUAGACUUCUGUGUUCAACUGUGACCCCUCAAUUCAAUAGUAAGGUAGCAAAUAAUAUUUAAUUAAACAUUGUAAAAACAUUUAAUAUAUCGAUAAAGUUAAUUAGUUAAAUUAAAUUAAAAUUAAUUAAAUAAUUAAAUAUACUAUAUAGGUAAGUCUUAGCCCGGAUAGUAAUAUUUUUAAAUAUCUUCAUUGACUGUAGAUAUACAAUUUGACGUGGGUGAAAAUUGAAGACAAUUCAUUAAACAUUGAACACAGUUUUGGAUAAUGCAUUUAGUAGAGUUUAGUACUUAUAAGAUGGCGUUUUUACGUAGUUGGGAUUUGGGAAUAUGUCAGGGGUUUGGGGGUAUAGUUUCUUUAGCAUAAUAUCUUGGAAUAUUGGUAAUUUGUAAAAAAAAAAAUUUUUUUUUUUCAUUUUUUUUUAUUUUUUUAUUUAAAAGCCGCUAGUAUAGACUAUGAUAGCUUUUGUUUUCAUUUUAAACUAAUAAUAUUAUAAAUUUUAAUUUUAUGGUACCUAUACAAUUAUUAUUUUUUUAAUCAUUCACCAAUAAUUAUAUUUUAUUUAAAUUGUGAUUUAGUGACAAAAUUAUUUUAAGUUAGUCAUAUGAAUUGUGAAUCUUUUUAUAAAAAAUGUUAUAUCAACAUAAAUAGAAAAAUAAAUUUCAUGUCUAGAUAUAUAUAUAGAUUUAGAGGAAAUAUCAAGUACUUACCUACAGAAAACGAAAUCGAUUUUGACAAAAUAGUAUAUCGUGUGGCAAGGGCGGAAAUUGUCUCCCACACAUUUUAUUUUUUGUCACGCUUCUCGCAUCUGUGUUCACCAAUCACGGAAAAAGUAACGCAGGAAUCGAUGCAACAACUAGAUUAUUCUUCAAAAAAAAUAUUACAUGAAAGAAACGAUUUGGUUUUAUUUAUUUGCAUGGAGGUUAUA
This is a messenger RNA of Metopolophium dirhodum (rose-grain aphid), 3104 nucleotides long. RefSeq lists its product as uncharacterized. The transcript has 8 exons. The coding region runs from base 28 to 1629 and encodes 533 amino acids. NCBI's taxonomy places the organism in Eukaryota, Metazoa, Arthropoda, Insecta, Hemiptera, Aphididae. Gene Ontology annotation, molecular function: long-chain fatty acid-CoA ligase activity. Gene Ontology annotation, biological process: long-chain fatty acid metabolic process; fatty-acyl-CoA biosynthetic process. The record is from RefSeq and is a predicted model, not a curated record.